This is a messenger RNA of Cajanus cajan (pigeon pea), 3594 nucleotides long. RefSeq names its product protein NRT1/ PTR FAMILY 5.6. Gene Ontology annotation, biological process: transmembrane transport. The record is from RefSeq and is a predicted model, not a curated record. NCBI's taxonomy places the organism in Eukaryota, Viridiplantae, Streptophyta, Magnoliopsida, Fabales, Fabaceae. Gene Ontology annotation, molecular function: transmembrane transporter activity. Gene Ontology annotation, cellular component: membrane.
UGAUAUAUUUAUGCCAGCAUUUGUCCAUUGAAUUCUGAGGUAGAGACUGUCACUUAAAUCAACAAAUCACAAGCAAACUCACUCUGUCUCUCGGGCUAAGUUUGUUUCACAAAAAUUACACUUGAUUGCAUAAUCAAACAAAGACAAUUCCUGGGAGGACCCUCUUGUCGACAUUGUAAAAUUAUAGCAAAAAAUGGAUCAGAAGAAACAAGGUAGAAGUGAAGAAGAGAAAUGGGUGCUUGAUGCAUCUGUGGAUUAUAAAGGGAGACUUCCUUUCCGUGCUUCCACUGGUGGAUGGAAAGCUUCUCUUUUUGUUCUUAUAAUUGAAUUUAAUGAAAGAAUAAGCUACUUUGCAUUAUUCGCUAAUCUUAUCACGUACCUGACUAAAGUGAUCCAUCAAGACCUCAGUACAGCUGCAAAGAGUGUAAACUACUGGGCAGGAACAACAACCCUAAUGCCUCUGAUUGGGGGAUUUAUUGCUGAUGCCUACACUGGUAGAUUUCAUAUGGUCAUAUUUUCUUCCCUCGUAUACUUAAUUGGGUUAAGCCUUUUGACCAUGUCUCAAUUCAUCCCAAGUCUAAAGCCAAGCAACAAUAAUCAGCCUAGGGUGGUUCAUGAAGCGGCCUUCUUCCUUGCCGUUUACUGUAUCUCCUUGGGCAUUGGAGGACACAAACCAUCCUUGGAAAGCUUUGGAGCUGACCAAUUUGAUGACGAACACAGGGAAGAAAGGAAGAAGAAGAUGUCUUUCUUCAACUGGUGGAGCUUCAUUGUGUGCUUUGCAUUGUUGCUUGGUGCCACAAUGGUUGUUUAUGUUCAAGACUUUGUGAGUUGGGGAGUUGCUAGUCUCAUCCUCACUAUUCUCAUGGCUCUCAGUACCAUAGCUUUCUAUGCAGGGAGGCCUUUUUACAGGUACAAGCAGCCACAAGGGAACCCUUUUAGGCCAAUUUUACAAGUAUUAUUUUCAGCAAUAAGGAAAAGGAAUUUGUCAUGUCCUUCAGAUCCUGCUCUAUUGUAUGAAGUCCCAGCGUCAGACAAGUCCCAAGGAAGGCUUCUGAGCCAUACUAGCAGGCUCAGGUUUCUUGACAAGGCUGCAAUAAUUGAAGAGAAAUAUGUUGAGCAGAAAGACAAUACAUGGAGAUUAGCAACAGUGACAAGAGUGGAGGAGACAAAACUUGUUCUAAACGUAUUUCCCAUUUGGCUUACUUCAUUAACAGCUGGGUUAUGUAUGGCACAAGCCUCAACACUUUUUGUGAAACAAGCAACUGUUAUGAACUUAAACAUAAGCAACAAUUUCAAACUACCACCAGCUUCUCUUAUCUCAAUUACAGCCCUUGGUACCUUAAUAUCUCUCCCAAUAUACGAUAGGAUCAUUGUUCCAACUCUAAGGAAAGUGACAGGUAAUGAAAGAGGCAUUAGCAUCCUAAGGAGGAUUGGCAUUGGCUUGACAUUAUCAGUCAUACUUAUGGUGGUUGCUGCCUUAGUAGAAGCAAAGAGAUUAUUAAGAAGUGAUGAAGGGACUAUAAUGAGUGUGUCCUGGUUGAUACCCCAAUACUUGAUACUUGGCAUUGGAAAUUCAUUUUCCCUAGUUGGGAUGCAAGAGUAUUUCUAUGACCAAGUUCCUGACUCAAUGAGAAGUUUGGGAGUGGCUUUUUAUCUUGGUUCAAAUGGAGUAGGAAACUUCUUGAGCAGCUUUUUGAUCAUGAUUGUGGACAAUGUCACUGGAAAAUCUGGAAAGAGUUGGAUUGGGAAGGACAUAAAUUCAAGCCGUUUGGAUAGGUAUUAUUGGAUGUUGGCUAUGAUCAAUGCUUUGGAUUUUGAAGAAGAGAAAUGGGUGCAUGAUGCAUCUGUGGAUUAUAAGGGCAGAGUUGCUCACCGUGCUUCCACGGGUGUAUGGAAAGCUUCACUUUUUGUCCUUGCAAUUGAAUUUAGUGAAAGGCUAAGUCACUUUGGGAUAUCCAGUAAUCUUAUCAUGUACCUGGCUAAUGUGAUGCAUGAAGACCUCAAAACAGCAACCAAUAAUGUAAACUUCUGGAAAGGAGCAACAACCUUGAUGCCUCUAAUUGGGGGAUUUAUUGGUGAUGCCUACACUGGUCGAUUUCGUAUGGUCCUCUUUUCCUCCCUCUUAUACCUUCAGGGAUUAAGCAUGUUGACCAUGUCUCAAUUCAUCCCUAGUUUAAAACCAUGCAACAAUGAGAUAUGUGAUCGGCCAAGGAAGUUUCAUGAAGUGGUUUUCUUCCUUGCCCUUUACUGCAUCGCCUUGGGAACCGGAGGAUUCAAACCAUGCUUAGAAAGCUUUGGAGCUGAUCAAUUUGAUGAUGAACACCUCGAAGAACGAAAGAAGAAGAUGUCUUUCUUCAACUGGUGGACUUUUGUGCUGAGCCUUGCAAUGCUGCUUGGCGCAACAGUAGUUGUUUAUGUUCAGGACUUUGUGAGCUGGGGAGUUGCUUGUCUCAUACUCACUACGUUUAUGGCUCUCACUUUCAUUGCUUUCUAUGUGGGGAUGCCCUUUUAUAGGUUUAGGGAUGCAGAAGGAAACCCUUUCAUGCCAAUUCUACAAGUCCUAGUUGCGGCUAUAAGGAAAAGGAAUUUGUCUUCUCCUUCAAAUCCUGCCCUAUUGUAUGAAGUCCCAAAGUCAGACAAAGGAAGGCUUCUAAACCAUACUAGUAGGCUCAGGUUUCUUGACAAGGCUGCAAUAGUUGAAGAAAAGUAUACUGGGCAGAAAGUGAGUUCAUGGAGAUUAACAACAGUGACAAGAGUGGAGGAGACAAAGCUUAUUCUGAAUGUUGUUCCCAUGUGGCUCACCUCAUUAUUAGUUGGAGUAUCUGUAGCACAAGGCGGAACACUCUUUGUUAAACAAGCAGCUUCUAUGAACCUAAAGAUAAGUGACAACUUCAAAAUCCCACCAGCUUCCAUGAGUUCCCUUGCAGCUUUUGGCAGCAUAAUAUCUGUCCCAAUAUACGAUAAGAUCAUUGUUCCAGUUAUGAGGAAAGCCACUGGUAACGAAAGAGGCAUCAGCAUCCUUAUGAGGAUUGGCAUUGGCUUAGCAUUAUCAAUCAUAAUCAUGGUUGUUACUGCCUCGGUAGAAACAAAGAGAUAUAGAUUGGGUGAGACAAUGAGUGUGUUGUGGCUGAUACCCCAAUACUUGAUCCUUGGCCUUCAAUAUACAUUUUCUCUGGUUGGUCUGCAAGAGUAUUUCUAUGACCAAGUUCCUGACUCAAUGAGAAGCUUAGGAAUGGCUUUGUAUCUUAGUGUGCUUGGAGUAGGGUACUUCUUAAACAGCUUUCUGAUCAUGAUUGUGGACCAUGUCACGGGGAAGAAUGGGAAGAGUUGGAUUGGAAAAGAUAUAAACUCAAGUCGUUUGGAUAAGUUUUAUUGGAUGUUGACUAUGGUAAAUACUUUGAAUUUGUGUCUCUUUCUAUUGUUUGCGAAGAUGUAUACUUAUAAGACCGUACAGAGGAAAGCUAGGGAAAAUGAAAUUGAUGAUGGGGUGGUUACAAUGGCAUGAUAUAUCUCAUGCACUUCUGCUUAAAUAAACAUGGAAUUUGUUGUUACCUUUUAUAUUUUCUGAAAUCUUGAUGCUCGACUUUACCUUUA